UUGCGUUCUGCUGCUAUAGGCUGCGCAUGAAUGGCCCUCGCUAUUGGCUGCUGUGCUGACAUAUAGGACUGCGCUGGCGCGGGAUGAGGGUUGGCGGUUCAACUUUUUACGCAAUGAAAUAUCAGUCUACCAGACUGUGAAUUUCACUCGGACAGAAGCAGAAUUAUGGACCUAUGACGAACAUCAUGCAUUUUCCUAUAUAUCUGGAUUAACGAUUGUCUACUUUGUGCGAACAGUUAUUUUCUCCCUUAAUCAAGAGUUCAUGUCGUAGGACAAGUUUUGGCAAAAUGUGUUUAUUAUUUAUUUUCAUAUUAUCAACUUUAGAAAUAUGUCAGUCGCUGGCCCCACGGAACGUUUAUACAAAUCACUGGGCAGUGCGUAUUGCAGGGGGACAAGAAGAAGCGAAUAAACUUGCUGCGAAAUAUGGAUAUGACAAUUAUGGACAGAUCGGGAGUCUGGAGGACCAUUACCAUUUCCAUCACAGCCGGGUUGUGCGCAGAGCAGCUUUCUCCACUAGAGGCGCCCACUCCUUUAUCCACAUGGAUCCAAAGGUUGACUGGGUCCAACAGCAGCUAGUGAAACCAAGAAUAAAGAGGUACAUCAAAAGUUACACCAGAAGCCCUGACUCCAACUUUGUCCACUUCAAUGAUCCCAAAUGGUCCAACAUGUGGUAUAUUCACUGCACGGACAAGAACAACCGCUGUCGGUCGGAGAUGAACAUUCUGGCUGCGUGGCAGAGAGGUUACACUGGCAAGAAUGUUGUGGUCACCAUCCUGGAUGAUGGCAUCGAGAGGAACCACCCUGACCUGGCGCAGAACUAUGACCAACUGGCGAGUUAUGAUGUCAAUGGGAAUGACCAUGACCCAACUCCUCGCUAUGACUCUAGCAACGAAAACAAACACGGGACACGGUGUGCCGGUGAAGUUGCAGCUGUGGCCAAUAACUCCCACUGCAUUGUGGGAAUUGCAUACAACGCACGCAUUGGAGGUAUCCGCAUGCUGGACGGUGAUGUGACGGACGUUGUGGAGGCUAAGUCCCUUGGCAUCAGACCCGACUACAUAGACAUCUACAGCGCCAGCUGGGGACCCGAUGAUGACGGGAAGACCGUGGAUGGACCAGGCCCUCUGGCCAAACAAGCCUUCGAGAUGGGGAUCAAAAAGGGCCGUAAGGGACUGGGCUCCAUCUUUGUUUGGGCGUCUGGAAACGGCGGUCGCCAGGGUGACCACUGUUCAUGUGACGGCUACACCAACAGCAUCUACACCAUCUCCAUCUCCAGCACCACGGAGAACGGCAACAAACCCUGGUACCUGGAGGUCUGCUCCUCCACCCUGGCCACCACCUAUAGCAGCGGGGAGUUUUAUGACAGGAAGAUAGUGACCACGGAUUUGCGGCAGCGCUGCACAGACGGCCACACUGGUACCUCUGUUUCUGCUCCCAUGGUGGCCGGGGUCAUUGCCCUCGCCCUGGAGGCCAACCCGUUGAUAGGCUGGAGAGAUGUCCAGCACCUGUUAGUCAAGACGUCUAGGCCUGUCCACCUGAAGGCCAAUGACUGGAAGACCAAUGCAGCCGGGCACAGAGUGAGCCACCUGUAUGGGUUUGGGCUGGUGGAUGCUGACGGUAUGGUGGUGGAGGCUAAGAAGUGGAGGAAUGUCCCUGCACAACACACGUGUUCUAGGAUGUCAGAGCGACGCACCAGGUACAUCCGUCCGGACCAGACCCUGAACAGCACCAUCAGUAGCACAGGCUGUGCUGAGCGGACCGACCAGCAUGUGGGCUACCUGGAACAUGUGGUGGUGCGGGUAUUGAUUGCCCACCCACGGCGGGGAGACCUGGAGGUCAACCUCAUAUCCCCCUCAGGGACCCGUUCUCAGCUACUGGCCAAGAGGUUGUUAGACAACUCUAAUGAAGGUUUCAGGAACUGGGAGUUCAUGUCGGUUCACUGCUGGGGUGAGAAGGCAGUGGGCCAGUGGACCCUGGAGCUCAUAGACUCUCCCUCUUCGCUACGCAACCCAGAGGUGCUGGGUAAACUGAAGGAAUGGACGCUGGUGCUUUAUGGCACCUCUGAGCACCCAUACCAGACUCAGGGGACCCAGCACUCUCGUUCCAGGAUGCUGGAGAUCCCCAGCCCCAGUCUGGAGGCGCCCAGACCGUCUCCGGAUGCCCUCGAACACCAGGAAGAAGAAGAGGAGUAUAACGGGCCGUGCCACAGUGAGUGCGGGGACCAGGGCUGUGACGGGCCUGACGCCGACCACUGUCUCAACUGUAUCCACUACAGCCUGGGCAACCUCAAGACGGGCAGAACAUGUGUGAGCCACUGCCCGCUAGGGUUCUAUGAUGACACCGGGGCCCGAAGGUGUCGGCGCUGUCACAAGGGCUGUGAGAAGUGUGUGGGACGCACCCCCACCCAGUGUCGCUCCUGUCGCAGGGGCCUCUACUUCAACCCCCUCAAUGCCACCUGUUCCGAGACCUGCCCAGCCGGGUACUUCACUGAUGACAUUCAGAGGCAGUGUUUUAGGUGCCAUGAAAGCUGUAUGAAAUGCCUGCGGGAUGCAGACAGGUGCACUGCCUGCAACAAUGGCUACAGUCUGGCAGGGAUGACCUGUGUUCCGGAGUGUGCCAAUGGAACCUUCUUUCAUUUGGAGGAGAUGAAGUGUAGUUCCUGUCACACCUCCUGCUCUACAUGUACAGGUCCGGGUAAAGAGGAGUGUAUCCGGUGUGCCAGAGGAUAUCUGCAGCAGGAGUGGAGGUGUGUUCAGACCUGUGCACCUGGAUACUACUCAGCAGAGACCACUGGCUACCUUCAAGGGGCGUGUCGCAAGUGUGAGGAGAAUUGCCUGAGCUGUGGCGGCCCCGGGACAACCUGUGCCAAGUGUAAAGAUGGCUACAACCUUGUCAGCAGGACGUGCGUUGCAAACGCCUGUAACAAUGCCGACGAGGUGUUCUGUGAGAUGGUGAAGUCCAACCGCCUGUGUGAGAAGAAGCUGUUCCGCCAGUUCUGCUGCAGAACCUGCCUGAUGGCCGGAUGAGAACCACAGAGAACCUGGAGAAGAACCCUAAUGAACUAGAGUGGAACCUAGAAUGGAACCCACUAUUCGUCAUACGUUGUACAUUUAUAAACUAGAUAAUGUAUGUUACUGAAUGGGAAAAUAUGACCUUCACCAGGGUGGGGUCAAUUCUUUUUUCAUCAGUGCAUUCCAUCUUGAUUUUGAACUUUUAAUUCCUGAAUUGAAUUCCUGAACAUGGAAUGGACCUCAAACCUAAAACACACAGUAUUGCUCUGCUCAGUUUUACCCUACAUUGGGUAGAAUUGAUUUUCAAAAGAUAUAUUUUUUAUGUUGUUGUUUUAUAAAAAAAAAUUAUAAUACAUACAGUAUAGUAUGUAAUAUGUACAAAUGUUAAUUUUUUAUUCCAAGGCUGCAUCAUUGCUCGUUGUAAAGUGCAGUACAUUUUAUGACUCAAAACCUUUCUGAAUGAACCACUGUUUUUUUGGGGGGAGUGAUUUGGUCACCUGAAUAAUAUGAUAUGGUAAAUUAAGUGACAGAAUCAUUUAGUAUUGGGGACGUAGAUUUUAGUAAAACAAGAAGACAAUAACUAAACUUUUAUAAGUAAUGCUUGUUUUCCUUUGUGUGCCCUACCAAAUACGAUCAGGAUCAACCUUUUCAUACUUAACAUAAAAAAAUAAUUUAAAAAAGUCUUUACUGUUUUUAUAAAGAAAUGUGUAAAACAAUGAAAUGCUGUAUACUGUACUAUUUCAAAUUCUGUUGUACAUUUCAAAAUGUGUAUUACCUGUUUUAACAUUUGUUUUGUGUAAGAGAGAAAUAAAACACAUACAUUGUGUAU
Esox lucius (northern pike) is the source of this 3840-nucleotide messenger RNA. It is a transcript of the gene pcsk6, whose product is annotated as proprotein convertase subtilisin/kexin type 6. The record is from RefSeq and is a predicted model, not a curated record. Lineage: Eukaryota; Metazoa; Chordata; Actinopteri; Esociformes; Esocidae. Gene Ontology annotation, biological process: peptide hormone processing. The coding region runs from base 288 to 3026 and encodes 912 amino acids. Gene Ontology annotation, cellular component: cell surface; membrane. Gene Ontology annotation, molecular function: serine-type endopeptidase activity. The transcript is spliced from 21 exons.